AUGGUAUAUGGUUCCGCCCGUUCAUCUGUUCUGAGGCGUCUAGAUCCAGUCCACCAUUCAGCUUUGCGUAUCUGUUCUGGUGCAUUUCGUACCUCUCCGGUUGAAAGCCUCUAUGUCAUAUGUCAUCAGCUACCCCUUUGCUUAAGGAGGCAGAAAUUAUCUGCUCAGUUUUAUUUCAGAACUAAAUCUGUUUCAAAACACCCCUUAAGCAAUAUGGCACUACCAGUAGGUCUGCGUCGAUUGUAUAAUGCCCGUCCUUCGCACAUACUUCCCUUUUAUGAUAGAGUCAAAUUGCUGCUGCAUGACUCGGAUCUCAAAGACGUUCAUAUUAAAGCAGUUGAUUCCUUUUGCUUCCCUCCCUGGGAUAUCCCGCGUUUUUCCUUUUUGAACCCCUUUACAGGAUUCGAUAAAUCUUUAACUGCACAUGUUGUUUUUCAGCAGCUGUUUUUAUAUCACCGCCAUCAGUAUUCAUCUUUUGUACCUAUUUUCACGGACGGCUCGAAAACAGAUGGACAUGUUGGAUGUGGCAUUGUGUUUCCAUCUGAGACAUUGAGUCACCGUCUUCAUAAUUGUUGUUCCGUUUAUACUGCUGAGUUAAUGGCAAUUUUCUGUGCUCUUCAGAAAAUUUCGGCUGCUACUCAGCAUAAUAUCAUUAUUUAUUCUGAUAGCAUGAGUGCUCUGAAAGCACUUUCUAAUUAUCACAACAGAAUGAAUCCAAUUGCUAUUCGAAUUUUGUUUAUGUUGCGUGUAUUAGAACAAGCUGGUCUAAGCAUCUUAUUUUGUUGGGUUCCUAGUCACGUGGGCAUUUUAGGGAAUGAGAAAGCAGAUUCAGCUGCAAAAUCUGCUUCGACAUUUAUGAUCAAAGGACUUCCGUUUUGCGACGUUAAACUGUCUCUUAACUGCAGCAUUUUAUCUACCUGGCAAAAGUCAUGGGAUCUGCAGAUCCAUAAUAAAUUACAUUUCAUCUAA
This is a messenger RNA of Argiope bruennichi, 969 nucleotides long. RefSeq lists its product as uncharacterized. Gene Ontology annotation, biological process: DNA replication, removal of RNA primer. Lineage: Eukaryota; Metazoa; Arthropoda; Arachnida; Araneae; Araneidae. Gene Ontology annotation, molecular function: RNA-DNA hybrid ribonuclease activity; nucleic acid binding. The coding region runs from base 1 to 969 and encodes 322 amino acids. The record is from RefSeq and is a predicted model, not a curated record. The transcript has a single exon.